This is a messenger RNA of Homarus americanus (American lobster), 873 nucleotides long. RefSeq lists its product as uncharacterized. The transcript is spliced from 3 exons. Lineage: Eukaryota; Metazoa; Arthropoda; Malacostraca; Decapoda; Nephropidae. The record is from RefSeq and is a predicted model, not a curated record. The coding region runs from base 110 to 616 and encodes 168 amino acids.
CAUUACCCUCCUUCAGGUCUUGGACGAACGAGAGUACCACCUGCGACCAGCUGACCACCCUGGCUACCAGCUAAGUGUUGAACCUGUCUACCAGUUGAAUACAGAAACAAUGAACCAGCUGAGGGUUGAACCAGUUGACCAGCUGUGGAGACAUGUCAUUUGUACUACGAGGCAACAUGAACAACACACCACUUUCAUAUUUAAGCCUGUGCUUGGAAGAUUUGGUGCAAUACAAUAUCUCCUGACCUCUGCCUUGCUGUCGGACAUACUCACUCUGAUUAUGCCUGGCAGCACGAUGGAAAUGCACUUUGGACAUGAGGAGGGAAGUGCCCUGGAUGUGGUGAGGCUGCCCAGAGGGGAUGUAGUCCUGAUACACAAGACAAGGGGGCGGGCCCUCUUCCUCACCUGGCAGAUCCUGGAUGCCCAAGUCAGAGUAACUGAUCAUUACCCAGGUCGUGAGGCUCACUGGAUCCUCCAGCUCAUAGAGGAGGACACAGAAAAGGUCACGGAGGAAGAUAUGGAGGAGGUAAACAAAAUGAGUGGCAUGGAGGAGGAGAUGAUGAUGGGUACAAAGGAAUUAACAAAAGCUGUGACUCGAGGAAAUGCCAUCAGGUAAGAGUGAGGGGCAAUGUGAUGGACUGCAAGAAGUAACAAGUGUCAGAUCACAAUUUAAAUUCUAUAAAAAUAAUAACUUAAUGUUGUUCUGAAAUUCAUUCAAAGGACAUCUGUGAGGAGUUGCUUGAAGACACCACUGUCAUGUUUUAUUUGUAAUUACAGUAUUCCCUUAUCCGAAAUCCUUGGGGCUAGAUGUGUUUCAGAUUUCGGAAUUUUUCGGAUUUCGGAAUGGUUAGUUUUUUUUUUUUUUUUUUUACA